AUGGCGGUCCAGGCGCUCACGGCAUCGUACCUGUCGACGUCGACGUCCAAAAAGUUCGCGCACGACUUGCCAAAUCUGCCACACGAAUCAAAAGCACAGGACGCAGAAGGAAAGACAGCUUAUCUGUCUGCGCUGCGAUCCAAUAGUGCGAAGAUGCAGGCGGACAUCAACACCUUCCUGACUGCGUGUAUGGAUCAUGACAAAGCGGCGGAAAACAGCAAGUCAGUCCGUGAUGCGCGACGGGACGAGGAAAAAGAGGAAGAAAUGUACGGUGAGGAAGACCCGGAAGCUGACGGUUAA
Baudoinia panamericana UAMH 10762 is the source of this 300-nucleotide messenger RNA. RefSeq lists its product as uncharacterized. The transcript has a single exon. The record is from RefSeq and is a predicted model, not a curated record. The coding region runs from base 1 to 300 and encodes 99 amino acids. NCBI's taxonomy places the organism in Eukaryota, Fungi, Ascomycota, Dothideomycetes, Mycosphaerellales, Teratosphaeriaceae.